CGGUCCGUGUGUCCGUGCGCGGCGGCGGGGGGAGGGCAGCCCCGGCCGGCCGAGGUAAAGCCGUAGCCAUGGCGACGUGAGCAGGAUCCGGUGGCCCCGCAGGGAUGCUGGUCCCGCCAGGCCGGCCCGGCCGCCCGCCCGCCGGGGCCGCCACAGGGACGGUGCUGCGACCCUCGAGGGGGGCACCCGCGCCGCCCCCCGCCAUGCCCGCAGCCGCCCUCUGCCUGCUCUGCGGCGUGGUGAUGCCGGCUGCCAUGAUCUGUGCCGAACCCCUGCCCCGCAUCACCUUCCCCAGCGGGGACCCUCGCCGGACCUUGACCCACUUCAGCCAGGACAACGUGUCCCACUACGACAUCCUUCUCCUGCACGAGAGCGAGGAGGAGCUGUACGUGGGGGCGCGGGACCGGGUGCUGUCCCUCGCCGUCGGCACCGUGGGCAGCAUCCGCGCCAAAGCCUCGAUAAUGUGGGGACCCACAGCGGAGAAAACCUCCGAGUGUGCUUUUAAGAAGAAGAGCCAGGAGACCGAAUGCUUCAACUUCAUCCGCGUCCUCGUGGCGCUGAACGAGACCCACCUCUACGUCUGCGGGACUUACGCCUUCAGCCCCGCGUGCACCUACAUCCACCUGGAGAACUUCACGCUGGUGUCCAGCAGCAGGGGACAACCUUUCCUGGACGGGAAGGGCCAGUGCCCCUUCGACCCCCAGCACACCCACACGGCCCUGCUGGUGGACGGCGAGCUCUACGCCGGCACCAUGAACAACUUCCAAGGCAACGAGCCCAUCAUCUCCCGCUCGCUGGGCAGCCGCACUCUGCUCAAGACGGACGCCUUCCUGCGCUGGCUCUCGGCCGACGCCGCCUUCGUGGCCUCCUUCAGCAUCCCCGGCGAUGACAAGGUCUACUUCUUCUUCGAGGAGACAGCCGAUGAGUUUGAUUUCUUCGAGCGUCUCCUGGUGCCACGGGUGGCCCGUGUCUGCAAGAGCGACGUCGGGGGGGACAAAGUGCUGCAGAAGAAGUGGACGACGUUCCUGAAGGCGCAGCUGGUGUGCUCGCAGCCCGGCCACUUCCCCUUCAACGUCAUCCAUCACGCCUUCGCCCUGCCCCGCCGCGGCGGCGGUGCCGACUUCUACGCCGUCUUCACCUCGCAGUGGCAGGUGGGCAGGGUGGGCAGCGCCGCCGUCUGCGCCUACAGCCAGGAGGAUCUGCAGGAGGUGUUCGAGGGCAAGUACAAGGAGCUGAACAAGGAGAGCUCCCGCUGGACUGUCUACAGUGGCUCCAACAUGAGUCCCCGGCCCGGCAGCUGUUACAUGGGUCCCUCCUCCGACAGAGCCCUCACCUUCAUGAAGGAUCAUUUCCUGAUGGACGGGAAGGUGUCACCCACCCAGGGACGGCCACUGCUGGUGAAGACGGGCGUCACCUACACGCGCAUCGCGGUGGACGAGACCCGUGGUGUCUCAGGGGUCACCUAUCGCGUCAUGUUCCUGGCCACGACGGAGGGUUUCCUGCACAAAGCCGUGGAGCUGCCUGGGGGUCCCCACAUUGUGGAGAGCAUCCAGCUCUUCGGGACACCGGAGCCGGUGAAGAACCUGCUGCUGGCCCCAGGGAAGGGCGUCCUCUACGUGGGCUACUCCAGCGGUGUCCUGCAAGUCCCUCUGGCCAACUGCAGCCAGCACCGGAGCUGUGCCGAGUGCGUGCUGGCCCGGGACCCGUACUGCGCCUGGCACGGCGCUGGGGGCUCCUGCCAGUCCCCCGGCUCCGCCACCGACACGAGCACGUGGCUGCAGGACAUUGAGACAGGGAGCCCGGCCAGCACUUGCCACCGCGGGAGGAGCGUGGCCAUGCCCCGGGCCCGCGGGCCACAAGAGGAUCUCGCUGCAGAGAGGCUCAGCCCCCCGCUGAACGCCGUCGUCCGCCUGCUGUGCCCCCAGCCCUCCGCCCUGGCCACCUACAGCUGGCAGCAGCCCGGUGGCCGAGGGGACCGGGGGGACACCACGCUGCUGCCCAACCACACGUUGGUGAUCAUCAUGCAGCGGGGAACCACCGGCACCUACAAGUGCCAGGCCACCGAGAACGGCUACACGUGGACUGUGGCUCAUUACCAGCUGCAUGAGCCUGGGGGGGCAGCCCCCCAGUCGGACCGGCUGGCUGAGGAGGGGUUAACCUGGGGGUCCCCAAACCCCAGCGCGUCUUACUGGCCCCAGUUUGUCACCGUCACCGUGCUGCUGGCCGUGACACUGACCGCCGCAGCCUGCCUGGGUCUCCUUGCCUACCGGGACCAGCUCAAAGCCAGGAGCAAGGUGCAGGGGUGCAGCGCACCCCACGGCCCCCCAACCCCAACCCAGCGCCGCGAGAAGGUGCCCCUCAACGGGGGCACCGCGGAGCCCGCGGCGCCCGGGAUCACCACCGAGGAGGAGGAGGAGGAGGAAAGCUCCCAUGCUUGCUGCCUCCAGCUCGACGGGGACAUCGAUGCUGCCAACAGGCUCCGCGUCCCGGGGGGGGACAUGGCGUGACGCUGCCAAUGGGGGGGGGAGACCGUGGAGGAGCGGCAGGGUGUGGGGGAAAGGUGAAUGUGAAGGUUUCUUUCUUCUUCUUUUUUAAUUUAAUACACAUAUUUUAAUAUAAAGUAAUGUUUUGGGGUGGCGGGCAGUGGAGUGCGAGGUGGCGAGGGGGUGGGAUGGGGGGCGAGGGAACGAUGGGGACACGGGUACAGAGGAGGGAUGUGGCCACGGGGGUGGGAAUGAGCCAACGCUGGUGUCACCCCGGGAAAUAAAACUGGGAUCCAUAAAAGCUCCAAAAUGGGGAAAAACAAGCCCAGAUGGGCCCACCCCAUGAGCACCCACCGUCUGCCGCCAGAUCCCCUGCUCCCCACCACCCCGGUGCUGGGGGCACCAAACCCCCCACCCCCCACCCGCUGCCCCCUUGGCCCCUGCUGCUUCUUUUGAUGAGGUUGAGCCUUCUUUUUUUAUUGUUAAGACAAACCAGCUGUACAUUUUCCUGCUCUUUGUACAUUGGAUUUUUUUAUUAAAACGCAAAAGCUA
This is a messenger RNA of Columba livia (rock pigeon), 3035 nucleotides long. RefSeq names its product semaphorin 4A (gene SEMA4A). Bases 105 to 2507 code for a protein of 800 amino acids. Lineage: Eukaryota; Metazoa; Chordata; Aves; Columbiformes; Columbidae. The transcript is spliced from 15 exons. Gene Ontology annotation, molecular function: chemorepellent activity; semaphorin receptor binding. Gene Ontology annotation, cellular component: plasma membrane. Gene Ontology annotation, biological process: negative chemotaxis; axon guidance; negative regulation of axon extension involved in axon guidance. The record is from RefSeq and is a predicted model, not a curated record.